CUAGCACUCCUCUACAAUGGGGUCAACUCGGCUAUAGAUGGCAUCCGCGGCAAGCACGACCCCCUAGGCAGCAUGGCAGCUGGCGCCAUUACUGGUGGCCUGUUCAAGUGCACAGCUGGCCUGAAGCCCACUAUCGUUGCCGCCACCGUCGUUUCUGGAGCCGCCGGUGUCUGGAGUUUUGUCAAGACCCGCCUUUAAUCACUCAUAGUAUACUGCCGUCAUCGCUAAUAUUACCACCCCUUACUUGGAACCACACACGAGCCGGGAAUGUGCUGUCUGCGACCCAUGGAACGGCGAUUGACAACUGAUAUUCCAAUCGGAGAAGCAUCUGCCAUCGGCACCUCAGACGUACGCUUUAUUGAAUCGACGAUUCUCGAGCCCAUCUGCAUCUCAUUUGUUGCCGUGCGUACCCCUUGCUCCGGACUUUUACCUGCCAGCGGAAUAUAUAUAUGGUCGGUAUCAUCCCACAGAAGCCUCUCGCUAGCUCGUGCACCCAACAUGCCAUCGGACGGCGACCAUGCUGAUGGCUUGAUUUGUACAGCGAUUUGCAUCGCUAGACCCUCCCCGCCGCAGCAUGUAUCGCUUAUUAGCCUACUUUCCACUAUUGUGGAUCGUGACUUUGCACCCACAAAGAAACGCCGCCGAGUCACGCCUCGCCGCUCGAAGUUUCCUCAGGCCGUCCGGCGCCACGCCUGGACUUCCAAGUCCACUGUAACCUUGUUACGACCGCGACGUAUUUAUCGGCACCGCCCUGCGCUCGCGCCUCUCGCUUCGGAAGGCGCUUCCCUGGCGAUCAAAUCUGGGAAGCACGUUUCUCAUAUAAAGUCCUUCCACCGCCUUCCCGGAUGCCUGACCCUCGCUCUUGUUCUGGCCUCUGCGUAUACUGAGAAUAGCUCCUCCCCACGGUCGCCAUACUCGACCCUCAGCCUCUCCGACCACGGCUCGCCCUCGAGCCGGAGCAGCCCGUUCAGCCCGCCCGGCCAUCCCGCCGACGUGUCCGCCCCCGCGCCAGCGUUCGUCCGGCGGCCACGCAUCCAGGUAUCCUCGCUUCUCGUCGAGGACGGCAGCAGAUCAUAUCACCUCGAAGUCGUACAGCAGCCCGUGCGCACGGCCGAGUUCGGGAACGCGAGCCUGUCGCGCCUGCCUAUUACCCCGCCUAUUAUCGUCAAGCUGACCGUGACCGACCGUUCGGGGAACGCAGUGAUUCCGCAACACGAGCUGCCGUUCCUCAUCGCGCACCUGUCGCUGUGGACGGAGGAUGGGCGCACGCGGGUCGACGCGGGGCAGGGUGUGCCCAUGCUCUACGGGAACCUUGUGUCCGCCGUCGACCAGCUCGAGGACAUGGCGGGGAAUCAGGGGCUGUUCUUCUGCUUCCCGGACGUCAGCGUUCGCGUGCGCGGGCGGUACCAGCUCGGCGUGACCCUAAUGCGCAUCUCAAGGCAAGCACGCCGUCCUGCUGCCCGCCGUGACGCUGAAGCUCACCAGGAUUGGCGCGUCCGCCGCUCUCAGCCAGGGGGAGAGCGGACACGCCCUUGCAGAGACGCGCUCUCGGCCGUUUGACGUGCUGGAACGCGGGCAGUACACCGCCGUCCCACCCACGCGAAUGACCAUGGCGUUCCUGCGCCAGGGGGCGCGCAUGUUU
Schizophyllum commune H4-8 is the source of this 1642-nucleotide messenger RNA. RefSeq lists its product as uncharacterized. Lineage: Eukaryota; Fungi; Basidiomycota; Agaricomycetes; Agaricales; Schizophyllaceae. Bases 268 to 1560 code for a protein of 430 amino acids. The transcript has 6 exons. The record is from RefSeq and is a predicted model, not a curated record.